AACCAUUUAGGCCACAGCCUUUAUACCACGGUCCAUUUUUCCCAGUAUCAAAGAGAAGCUUCCUGAGCUUAACGUGGACCAGAAGGAGGUUUAAUUUCAGCAACCAGCCAGCAUGUGUACUGGAAAGUGUUCCCUCUGCAUUGCAGUGACUCUGUAUCCUCUGGCUCUCAUAUCCAUAAUCUGCAACAUUGUGCUGUUAUUCCCUGAUGGGGACCUCAAAUACGUCCAAGAUAAACAUAUUACGGAUGAGGUGUAUUACAUGGGGGGAAUCGUUGGAGGAGGACUAUUGGUGCUGCUCCCUGCACUUCACAUCCACCUGACUGGCAAACAGGGCUGCUGUGGAAAUCGCUGUGGGAUGUUCCUGUCUAUCUUGUUUGCUGCGGUUGGCGUUGCCGGCGCCCUGUACUGCUUCAUAGUGGCUGCCGUUGGCUUGACGAAUGGACCCUACUGUAAAGUGUUACUGGUUUGGAUGCGGCCUUUCAAAGACCGUGAAGACAGUUACCUGGGUAAUAGUUCGAUCUGGAACACGUGCACGGAGCCUGAGAACAUCGUCGUGUUCAACAUUGGACUCUUCAGCACUCUGAUUGUGACCAGCGGCCUGGAGAUGAUACUCUGUGCUGUUCAGAUGAUCAACGGGCUCAUCGGCUGCCUGUGUGGGACCUGCAUGAGGAAGGAAACAGAGAUGAUCUGAAGUGUCUUAAACGAGCAGCAGCUGUGAGUUUGUGAUGGGCGCCCCCUGCUGUUCAGUUAAAAGUUGACAGCUAAGUAAAGGCUGCAGGGAGUAUUGCUCUGAAUGGAAUUUGUUUUUUUGUUUUGUUUUUUACAUUUUUUGCCUAUUUUAUGCUUCUUACAUUAUUAGCUCCAGUGAUCAUAGAUGCAGUAGAGCCUUCUAAAGGUUUAUUCUAAAAUACAAUUUUUAAAAAAUAUUUUUUACUGUUCUGUUUGGAAGAAAGGACUUUUUUCUGCUCUAGUCCAGAUUCAACAUUUUAUCACUUAAAGGAGGUAAACUCCUAAGAGGCAGAGAAUCUAACACAUUAACAUUCUGAGCUGUAUGACGGUUUGAUUUUAUCUGCAUGUGCAAAGGUGCUGCUUUAAAGAAUUCAGGAACACAUCAGUUAAACCUGCUCAAUGAACCAAGAUAAUCAUUUGGCUUAAAUUUCUUUUUAUUUUUACAUUUUAAUGUUUUACACACAAACCAGAACAACUGUGGUAAAAGAAAUAUGAUGUAUUUUUUUAGGCAGCUUUAAAACAUAUUUUUGUAAUUGCAAUUUGUCAAAUAAAGAAAUUGUGAAAUCUGAUUUUUGUAUCUCAAUAUUAAACUGAUUUAAAACAAAGCACAGGAAAAAAUCUAAGGUCCUCUUGUAUCCAUUCAACACCAAUUAAAUUUGAUGUAUAAAUAUACAUUGAAAACAAACAUCUCUAAUAUACACUGAUUAGAAAAUAAAAGCACUGAAUAAAAAACACAAAAAUC
Cyprinodon variegatus (sheepshead minnow) is the source of this 1471-nucleotide messenger RNA. It is a transcript of the gene tm4sf21a, whose product is annotated as transmembrane 4 L6 family member 1-like. NCBI's taxonomy places the organism in Eukaryota, Metazoa, Chordata, Actinopteri, Cyprinodontiformes, Cyprinodontidae. Gene Ontology annotation, cellular component: membrane. Bases 113 to 691 code for a protein of 192 amino acids. The record is from RefSeq and is a predicted model, not a curated record. The transcript is spliced from 5 exons.